Messenger RNA from Hevea brasiliensis (rubber tree), 810 nucleotides. RefSeq names its product vegetative cell wall protein gp1-like. The record is from RefSeq and is a predicted model, not a curated record. Lineage: Eukaryota; Viridiplantae; Streptophyta; Magnoliopsida; Malpighiales; Euphorbiaceae. Bases 1 to 810 code for a protein of 269 amino acids. The transcript is spliced from 3 exons.
AUGGAACACCCAUCUUCACCUUCUGCUAACCCCAGCCCACCACCACCACCACCACCACCACAAUCACCACCAAGCCCACCACCGGCACCACAAUCGCCACCACCACCUUCACCACCACUACCCCAAGACCAAACACCCUCCCUUAUCCCGCCAACACCUCUCACACCACAAUAUAAAGCCGCCAUUGAAACCCCCAUCCUAGCCCUUGCCAUCGAAACCCCUAUUGAAACACCCACUACUGAAAUCCAAGUUCAAGAACCAAUGCCUGAACCUGCGCCAACUCAAGCCAAACCUAAAACCAAAACCAAAAUGGCUGCAGAGCCAGUUAGUAAGAGAACAAGCUCAACAUCAUCGAUUCCAUCACCAGUUGCUCCAAUUCCUACAUUUCAGUCACCCUUAACAUCUUCUCAGCCUACUAGUGCUUCGGUAGCACCUUUAGCAUCUGCCGAUGAUAUAGAGGAGAUUUUAGCCUCCAAGCCCAUUGCAGCAAAUAAAUAUAUGCAUGAGCAAAUUUUAAGAGAAUUAGGAAUUUAUGAUUCUGUGUUUGCUUAUUUAGAUGCUAUCAAUUGGACUGAGUUUGCUAGGAUUAGGGAACCAGUGUAUAAAGAAUUAACUUUGGAGUUUUUGAGUUCCCUAAGGUUGAAUUUCAAACCUACUAUCCCUGGUCAUAGAGAUGUAAUCUGCUUUAGAUGUGCUGGUAUUGAUAGAGAGUUAGAUAUGGGCUCUAUGAGUGCAAUCUUUGGUUUUCAAGAUGUUGGAUAUAAGAGCAUUGAGUGGCAACAAACCAUCUAUAAUCCUAUUAAGUUCUGA